This is a messenger RNA of Etheostoma spectabile (orangethroat darter), 1253 nucleotides long. Its product is annotated as aldo-keto reductase family 1 member B1. The record is from RefSeq and is a predicted model, not a curated record. Bases 87 to 1025 code for a protein of 312 amino acids. Gene Ontology annotation, molecular function: oxidoreductase activity. NCBI's taxonomy places the organism in Eukaryota, Metazoa, Chordata, Actinopteri, Perciformes, Percidae. The transcript is spliced from 9 exons.
GCGGCCUGUUCUCUGAUUGCAGUGUAGUAUGAGUCUGCUUGCACAAACGGAUACUUUUUGAUUGAUACUGCAAGAACUGCAACACAAUGUCCAACAUGAUACCUUCAGUUACACUCAACAAUGGAGCAAAGAUGCCCAUUGUGGGUCUCGGAACAUGGAGGGCAGCCCCAGGAAAGGUCACUGAGGCUGUUAAGGUGGCAAUAGGUGCUGGUUACAGGCACAUUGACGGUGCUUACAUGUACAAGAAUGAGGAAGAAGUCGGGGCUGGAAUUAAUGCAAUGAUUGACCAAGGAGUGGUUAAGAGGGAGGACCUCUUUAUUGUCAGUAAGUUGUGGUGCACCUUCCACAUUCCGUCUCUGGUGAGGGGAGCCUGUGAGAAGACGCUCAGGGACCUGAACCUGGACUACCUGGACCUUUACCUCAUGCAUUACCCAAUGGGAGCCAAGGUUUGGACUGUCCUUUCCUUUGGAUUAACAUUGCAACUUCAUGUUUUGACGUUCUCAAAGGCAAUGGAAAAGCUGGUGGAUGCUGGGUUGGUCAAGGCUAUCGGCAUCUCCAACUUCAACAAAGACCAGAUUGAAGCCCUACUCAACAAGCCCGGCCUCAGGUACAAGCCUGCCACCAACCAGAUUGAGUGCCACUCGUAUCUGACCCAAGAGAAGCUGAUAAACUACUGCCACUCAAAGGGCAUCUCAGUGACAGCUUACAGCCCCCUGGGCUCUCCUGACAGACCCCGGGCUUCAUCUGAUGAUCCCUCUCUGCUGGAGGAACCUAAGAUCAAGGCUAUUGCUGACAAGUACAACAAGACUCCAGCGCAGGUUCUCAUCAGGCUCCACAUCCAGAGGAAUGUGAUGGUCGUGGUCAAGUCAACAACGCCCCAUCGGAUCAAGGAAAACAUCCAGUUGUUUGACUUUGAGUUGAGUGAAGACGACAUGAAGACCAUGCUAAGCUUUACCGAGAAGAGAGCAUUCAAACUACAAUGGGCCUCAUCACACAAAGACUACCCACUGAAUGCAGAAUACUAGCUCAUCACACAACAUGCUGCACCGUUUCUGCCUAGCUUCCACUAUUAAGCCCUCUUUAUAUUCAGAAUCUACACACUGUUAUCAAACCACUACCCGGCUAAUGUGAGAGCCUAACAUUAUAUGUUUAGCUUCACCUGAACCAUUUUUAUAUAAUACUUGCUAUUGAAACUAUUAACUCAACACAAUUUCUGAACACGUAGGUUGCGUGAAUAAAGCUUUUUUUUUUUU